Molecule: messenger RNA, 5496 nt
Organism: Sardina pilchardus (European sardine)
Lineage: Eukaryota; Metazoa; Chordata; Actinopteri; Clupeiformes; Clupeidae
Gene: ptpn11a
Product: protein tyrosine phosphatase non-receptor type 11a
Exons: 16
Coding region: 213-2006 (597 amino acids)
Biological process (GO): positive regulation of ERK1 and ERK2 cascade; protein dephosphorylation
Cellular component (GO): cytoplasm
Molecular function (GO): receptor tyrosine kinase binding; non-membrane spanning protein tyrosine phosphatase activity; cell adhesion molecule binding
Source: RefSeq, a predicted model, not a curated record
AAAUCGACUUGCUGUGGUCUAUGAGACCGAGGCCUAAGCGUUUUUGUUUCUUUAUAAUUUCAACAAAUGUCACUCUACCACAACCCGUUCUGAGCGGGCAUUUGGCCUUAUGUGGCAAUUUCUCUGGACAUAAACGGCGCUACAAAAACAAAGUUGUCAACAGUUAGCGAAGUUGAAGCAACUCUCCAAGUCGAAUACGAGGCGAGAAAAAUAUGACAUCUCGUAGGUGGUUCCACCCAAACAUCACUGGAGUGGAGGCCGAAAACCUACUGCUGACGCGGGGGGUGGAUGGCAGCUUUCUGGCAAGGCCAAGCAAGAGUAAUCCUGGUGACUUCACGCUGUCUGUCAGGCGAAAUGGGGCAGUCACUCACAUCAAGAUCCAGAACACAGGCGACUACUAUGACCUGUACGGAGGGGAGAAAUUUGCCACGUUGGCUGAGCUGGUGCAGUAUUACAUGGAGCAUCAUGGGCAGCUGAAAGAAAAGAACGGGGAUGUCAUCGAGCUCAAGUAUCCCCUCAACUGCGCAGACCCCACAUCUGAACGAUGGUUUCAUGGGCAUCUGUCAGGCCGGGAGGCAGAGAAGCUCCUGACGGAGAAGGGCAAGAAUGGCAGCUUCCUGGUGCGCGAGAGCCAGAGCCAUCCUGGCGACUUUGUCCUAUCCGUACGCACUGGCGACGACAAGACGGACACUAGUGACGGCAAGCCAAAGGUCACCCAUGUUAUGAUCCGCUGUCAGCACGACCUCAAGUACGACGUUGGAGGUGGUGAAAAGUUUGACACCCUGACGGACCUGGUGGAGCACUACAAGAAGAACCCCAUGGUGGAGACCCUGGGCACAGUGCUGCAGCUCAAACAGCCCCUGAACACGACGCGCAUCAAUGCUGCAGAGAUUGAGAGCAGGGUCAGGGAGCUGAGCAAACUCGCCGAGACCACCGACAAGGUCAAGCAGGGCUUCUGGGAGGAGUUUGAGACUCUACAACAACAGGAGUGCAAGUUGCUGUACAGCCGAAAAGAAGGGCAAAGACCAGAGAACAAAAACAAGAACCGAUACAAGAACAUCCUCCCCUUCGACCAUACGCGGGUUGUCCUAAGAGAUGGGGACCCCAGUGAUUCUGGCUCGGACUACAUCAACGCCAACAUCAUAAUGAUCCCACAGCCGGAGGUCGACGCCAAGUGCAACAACGCCAAGAUGAAGAAGAGCUACAUCGCCACCCAGGGCUGCCUGCAGAACACCAUCAGCGACUUCUGGAGGAUGGUCUUCCAGGAGAACUCUCGCGUCAUCGUCAUGACGACCAAGGAAGUGGAGCGGGGAAAGAGUAAGUGUGUAAAGUACUGGCCCGACAUGAACGCCCUUAAAGAGUACGGAGCCAUGCGUGUGCGCAACGUCAAGGAGACGACGGCACACGACUACACCCUCAGAGAGCUGAAGCUGUCCAAGGUGGGACAGGGCAACACAGAGCGCACUGUGUGGCAGUAUCACUUCCGUGCCUGGCCGGACCACGGCGUACCCACAGACCCCGGCGGCGUGCUGGACUUCCUGGAGGAGGUGAACCUGAAGGAGGAGAGCAACCUGGAGCCAGGGCCCAUAGUGGUGCACUGCAGUGCUGGGAUUGGAAGGACUGGAACGUUCAUUGUGAUCGACAUCCUCAUUGACGUCAUCAGAGAGAAAGGGGUGGACUGUGACAUUGAUGUGCCAAAGACCAUCCAGAUGGUGCGCUCCCAGCGCUCAGGAAUGGUGCAGACAGAGGCUCAGUACCGCUUCAUCUACAUGGCCGUCCAGCACUACAUCGAGACGCUGCAGCGCCGCAUCGAGGAGGAACAGAAGAGCAAGAUUAAAGGCCGUGAAUACACCAACAUCAAGUACUCUCUCUCUGACCUGACUGCGGGGGACCAGAGCCCGCUUCCACCCUGCACCCCGAUGCCAACCUGCCCAGAUCUGAGGGAUGACAGCUCCAGGGUGUAUGAGAAUGUGGGUCUGAUGCAGCAGCAGAAGAGCUUCAGAUGAGAAGCCGAGUGCUGUUCGCCUGAACAGACAGGAAGCUGUUUUUGCCACACCUGACGAGAUCAUGACCACACAGAACAUGAACAUGACGAGUAAAAAAAACAAAAAAAAACGGAAGCCACACCUGAUCUCCACACCUGGUCUGCGAUCAGUGCCUGGAGCUGGACCCAGCCUCUCCACACACACUCUGAAACCACUGUGAACAUCACCGAGCCUUAUCCACACACAGACACACACACACACAGACACACACACGCACACACACAUAUAUACACACACACACACACUUACAUACAUACACAUAUAUAUAACUCACACACAUAUAUAUUAUGGCCCUCUAAAGUUACCGAUUGGCUUUGGAGAAAUUUUAUCCAGGCUGCAUCUUGCAAGUGUGGAAAAGCUUUUGCUCUCUCUCUCUCUCUCUCUCUGUGUCUCUCUCUCUCUCUCUCUCUCUCUCUCUCUCUCUCUCUCUCUCUCUCUCUCUCUCUCUCUCUCUCUCUCUCUCUCUCUCUCUCUCUCUCUCUCUCUCUCUCUCUCUCUCUGUCUCUCUGUCUCUCUUUGUCUCUCUCUCUCUCUCUCUCUCUGUGUAAUAAUCUGUUCAUUUUUUAACCAAAGGAAGAUGCGUUAGAGUAGUUUUCUGUGGAGCAAUGAGGGAGAGCUUAGUGGAGGAGGCCUGUGCCAAAAACAAAAGAAUAAGUCAGCGUUAGCGUCAGAGUUAGCCGACGCUGCAUGCCUCUGCCAUCCCUCUGCCUCAGCCUGUCUUAAUGGGAACGGGCAGAGCAAUGCCCCCUGGUGGGCAAAGGGAGUUCUGCCAUUUGUAGAAUACCUUGUUUUUGUUCUCUUUCUUUAUUAUUGUUUUUUUUUUUUUUAUGAAGAUAAUUGUUUAGUAUUCUGUUACUGAAGCUAGUGUUGGUAAGGGUCAUGGCGGUGAGGCUGAGGAAGCCUACCGGGACCCUAAGAAUUGAGGCCUCUGGUCUGUGCUUUAGCCAGCAGGUGAAGCUAGAGAGCAGGGUGGUGCUGGUGGUGGUUUUGUGGGCCGAGCAUCAUUAACCUGGUGAUUGUGACCCAGCAGUGAUGAUGUUUCGAGGCCUUUCAGUCCCAUACAUUCCCUCAUUUCACCCCAGAGUCUUUCCCAAACCCACGCGGUCAAAAGUCAACUCUAGGAGUCCGAGGAUGGUGCCAGUGUUUGGGUGGUUGUAUGGGGUUAGGGUGAUUGUUUUGCUUUUUAGAUGUGGCCUUUUGGCUAUCCAUUGUGCUCCCAGAGUAUAGUAUGCACUACUUGAAUCAGGAAGAGACUGUAAUAAGGCCCUCCCAGCUAUGACUCAUUGACCCACACUGUGAGUCUCUGUUUUCACCCCCACACAUACACACACCCCACCACCACCAUCACCACCCCACAGCUGGCUGCCUUAUCGUUUUAGUCUUUCUUUUUUUAAAAAUUCAAUUCUGUUUUGUAUUUUUGUUUUUCUCUUAAAUGCCUAUCAUUUGAUUCACCACAUGAACUUAAAGCCCAGAAUCACUGUUGGAAAGUGAAUGCACAUUUGAGCUUGGCCAGCAUUUCCAUAUACUGUCUGUUUUGGUUGGUAGCCUUGGCCACAAUGAGCACUCAAUGAUGGAUAACUUCAUUUUUAUUUGGGAUGAUUAGAUGUGCCCUGUGUGGUCUACUCUACACUUGGUCUAUCAUUCUGCAUUGUGUGUGUGUGUGUGUGUGUGUGUGUGUGUAGGUGUGGGUAUCACUUGGAAGCACAGAUUUUGCCCUGCCUGUGUGUGUGCGUGCGUGCGUGCGUGUGUUUGUGUUUCGCAGCAGACUACAACUCGACACUCUCUCAGUUUUCUGUUUAAAAAAGCUGGAGUGUGUUAUUUCAACUGCAGUAUUGCAAAAGUGUACCUUCUUCACAUCAAUAAUUUAAAAGUGUCUAUGUGUAUCGUCCAUAUGUGCUCGAUGACCAAGCUAAUGAGUGACUCCACAGCAUUUCACUUGUGAACCAUUAGCCUCCUGCCUCUCUGCCCUAACACACACACACACACACACACACACACACACACACACACACACACACACACACACACCUACGGGUGAACAUACACCCUGCACAUACACUAAUACAUCCAUCCAGACAUGCCUGUUGUUUCCUGGGCGUGUGGAGAACUCUGCUAUGAGUUGAGAGGGCUCAGAUGCCUUUGUAGAGGUUCUCCAUAUUCUCCAAGGAACAAGUUUUAUGCUUUUUUUGCGGCGUCUUGCAUCUUGAUUCUAAAGCGAUCCUAAAAGAAGAGUCAGUGUGGGCAGAGACUGGUUAGAAUAUAUGCCUCUGGUCCUUGGGCUUUUAUCCAAAUCCUGUGUUGCUGUGCUGUGGGCUGACUUAGCUCUUAUAGAGGUCAAGACUAGUGAGCCAUGUGUGUGUUUGUUUGUUUGUUUAUGUGUCUGUGUGUGUGUAUGCCCACUUCCUCAUAGUUCUCAGGCCAGUUGUGCCCCCCCCUGCCCCCCUCCCAAUCCUAAACAGAGGCAGACACACACGGACACACACACAACCUUACACAUGCUGUUGAAGCUGUCCUACAAAAAUCGCAAAUUCACCCGGGCAUAUGCAUGGCACCCUGGGGCCAAAACUAAUAAGACCUGACCCUUAACAACGGUAGGGUGGCCUUAGGUCCACUGGCUCUGCUUGUGUACCGUAGUGUGUCUGUUCAUUGUACUGUAGUGUGUGUGUGUGUGUGUGUGUGUGUGUGUGUGUGUGUGUGUGUGUGUGUGUGUGUGUGUGUGUGUGUGUGUGUGUGUGUGUGUGUGUGUGUGUGUGUGUGUGUGUGUGUGUGUGUGUGUGUGUGUGUGUGUGUGUGUGUGUGUGUGUGUGUGUGUAACCGUGAGUGGGUGAGAGAGGGAAUGGGUGCUUAUUCGUCAAAAGUGUUCAUGGUUUGUGCUGUUGUUUUUGUGUGUGUGUACGUGUUUGUUUGUAUGUGUAUAAGGGAAUAUAGCUGUUGAUGAGAUGUCAGCUCUCUUCUCUUGCGUACAAAAACUCUUACACACACUUGUGUUGAUCUCUACAUGUGUUUAAUAAUACUACACUUUUCUCUCUUUCUCACUCACCGUCUCUCGUUCUCUUUCUGUCUCUCUCUCUCUUUCAACAUCUCUGUCUGUCUAUGGAGGAAAUUAAUGGUCUUCAAAUAAUAAAAAAAGAACACCACCUAGUACAUAAAACUAUAAACUCAAAAUACCUAAUGUGAAAUGUAUUACCCUAAAAAGAAACGUUCACGGAAAAAGAAAUGUCAAACUCAAUGCAGGCAAACUCUAUUUUUUAACUUGUAUAUUGUACAUGAACAUCUUGUAGAGGAGAAUGUACUAAACAUAUCUAAUUGCCAAUAAGAUAUACUGUAUGUUUAACCCAGCCACUGAUCUCUAGUGAGCCUUAGAGAAAAAAAAAGCAGUUUACUGUAUUGUGUGAUUUAUCAAUGCAAGUAACCAUGAUAACUUCUUUGACAAUAAAUGACAAGCUCACAA